GGCCGCGGGGCGGGCGCGGGAUCCGCUGCGCCGCUGGUCCCUCCCGGUUCCUCCCGGUCCCGCUCCGUCCCGCCCCGUCCCGCCGGGAGCAUGUACCAGAGUUCCGUGCGCUGCCUCUGCUCGGCCCUUCCCGGUCUCUGCUGCGCUCCCGCCGCCGCCUCGGCCUCCCGCCUGCCGCUGCCGCGGUCCCGCUCGCACCCGCCGGCCCCCGGCCCCGCCGCCCCGCGGGCAGCAGCGGGCGGCCCGCCCGCCCCGGGGACGCCGCCGCGCACAGUGUGUUCCAUGGGAAACAGCACCAGCCGGCUCUAUAGUGUGCUCGCCAAGACGCUGAGCAGCGGUGCCGUAUCCCAGCACCAGGAGUGCCUGGAGCAGCUGGACUCAGCACAGCUGGAUCCUCUAGACCCCAAGGAUUUGCUGGAGGAAUGUCAGAUUGUUCUGCAGAAGCGGCCGCCCCGGUUUCAGAGGAACUUUGUGAGCCUGAAGAAGAAUACUGCCAGUAACCACCGCCCCAUCCGGGUCAUGCAGUGGAACAUCCUCGCCCAAGCUCUCGGGGAAGGCAAAGACAACUUUGUUCAGUGCCCCAUGGAAGCUCUGAAAUGGGAGGAGAGGAAGUGCCUCAUCCUGGAGGAAAUCCUCGCCUACAAGCCCGACAUCCUGUGCCUUCAGGAAGUCGACCACUACUUCGACACCUUUGAGCCGCUCCUCAGCCGCCUGGGCUACCAGUGCACCUUCUUCCCGAAGCCGUGGUCGCCGUGCCUGGACGUGGAGCGCAACAACGGGCCGGAUGGCUGCGCCAUGUUCUUCCUCAAGGAGCGCUUUGAGCUCGUCAGCAGUGCCAACAUCCGGCUGACCGCCAUGAAGCUGAAGACCAACCAGGUGGCCAUCGCUCAGACGCUCAAGUGCCACGAGACCGGGAGGCUCUUCUGCAUCGCCGUCACCCACCUGAAAGCCCGCACGGGCUGGGAGAGGUUCCGCUCCGCCCAGGGCUGCGACCUCCUGCAGAACCUGAAGAGCAUCACCCAGGGAGCAAAGAUCCCGCUGAUUGUCUGCGGGGACUUCAACGCGGAGCCGACCGAGGAGGUCUACAGGGAGUUUUCGAACUCCAGCCUCAAUCUAAACAGCGCCUACAAGCUGCUGAGCCCCGACGGGCAGUCGGAGCCCCCCUACACCACCUGGAAGAUCCGGCCCUCCGGAGAGUGCCGGCACACGCUGGAUUAUAUCUGGUAUUCCCAGCACGCCUUGAACGUGAACUCAGCCCUGGGCUUGCUGACUGAAGAGCAGAUUGGGCCCAACAGGCUGCCCUCGUUCAAUUACCCUUCCGAUCACCUGUCCCUUGUAUGUGACUUUAGCUUUAACCAGGACCCUGACAGACUGCUGUAACGUCUUGGGAUGCCGCCUGGCAUUGCUGUGUCUGAACUCUGAACCGAGUCUUGCAUUUUAGAGAAAACCUUUGAAGCUGAGCUGCAGCUGAAAGAUGAGGAAGUACUGUUGACUAACCGUUAUUUCAGGCACUUGUUUGGAGUUACGCUUGCUGUUCGGCCCUCAUUAACGGUGCAGCCUUCGAGGGAGGAAGAAGGAAGCCAGUGUUCUCGUCAUGCUCUUCUUGCCACGUCAGGGCUUGAAAACUAGAAGGCAAAUGAGCUUUAUCCUUCCACUAAGCCCCCUGUUUUAAGGAUUUAAUCCUCUAAUGAAUGUGGAGGCCCUGGUAUUUAAAUCAAAACACUUGUGUUUGUACAACAACUUGCCCUGACAGCAUGCUAAUUUUAUUUAUUUCGUGUUAAGCUUCUGCAAGUACCAAAGGGAGUGAGGUUCGACUACCCGGCGAGAUUAUUAAAUCUUUUUCUGUUGCAAUAUGAAGGAAGUUUAAUGCAGUUUAGACUAAAAGCUAAGCUCACGGUAGUGUGGUCAUGUCAUUUUUCCAUGAUCUGAGAGGACAAAUCCAUUAGAAGUGUGAGGAAGACCCCCCUUCAGUAAGAGCAGGUGAGGAAACAGAGGCUGACUACAACCUAGAGUGACACCCUCACUUUUCCAGAACAACGUGCAUGUCUCUGUCACACACACAGCGCCUGUAGGCUCCACGGUGACUGUACCUUCGUCUCCCCUGUGCUUCCCUCUGGGGGACACAGGUAACCAGGGACUACUUCUUCCUCUGCUUUGAGUACUACUUUUCUAAGUGGUUUAAAUUCGUAGUCUUGUCAAUCUUGGUGUUUCAGUACAGGGCCAGUCUUAAUGUUGAAAGAUUUUCCUUUAUUUAUUUUCAGAAUCUAAAGCUACACUGGAACCUGUUAAGAGAUAGAAUUUAUUUAUUGAGGGAAGCUGGUGAUGCUGCACCUGACUGGAAAUCGUACAGCGACAUUGUUCAGGAGCCUCUUCCUGUGAGCCAGGGAAACUCUGGGCUACAGCAGAGGUGUGUUAGUGUUGUCACUCCGGUGAUGCUCACUGGUGACAUAGGAAUUGCAUACAUAGAGUGUACAUAUGCCAUUAUGCUGGAAAAUGACAUAGGAAGAGAGGAGGGAAGAGGGACAACAGCUGGAGCUGGGCUGACAGUUAGAUAGUUGAGGAAGGUAAUGGCAGGGCAAAUAAAGCAAUAUUUCCAUGUGAAGUAAGGUGCAUAGUAAUUCUUAAAUGUUCCAGGUGUUUAUUAAUAAAAUUCUUUGGAAAAAAGUAGUA
Molecule: messenger RNA, 2670 nt
Organism: Hirundo rustica (Barn swallow)
Lineage: Eukaryota; Metazoa; Chordata; Aves; Passeriformes; Hirundinidae
Gene: NOCT
Product: nocturnin
Exons: 3
Coding region: 91-1380 (429 amino acids)
Biological process (GO): circadian rhythm
Molecular function (GO): poly(A)-specific ribonuclease activity
Source: RefSeq, a predicted model, not a curated record